Messenger RNA from Musa acuminata subsp. malaccensis (wild Malaysian banana), 920 nucleotides. Its product is annotated as ADP-ribosylation factor-like protein 2. Gene Ontology annotation, biological process: protein folding. Lineage: Eukaryota; Viridiplantae; Streptophyta; Magnoliopsida; Zingiberales; Musaceae. The record is from RefSeq and is a predicted model, not a curated record. Gene Ontology annotation, cellular component: cytoplasm; microtubule cytoskeleton. Gene Ontology annotation, molecular function: GTP binding; GTPase activity.
UCGUAGCUCCUUAUCGGAUCCCUCGGCUCUUCUUCUUCCUUCUCUGCCUUGUCGGCUUUGGUCGUUCAUUCGUUCGAUCAAUCAUGGGGCUUCUUAGCAUCAUAAGGAAGAUUAAGAAGAAAGAGAAGGAGAUGCGAAUCCUCAUGGUGGGACUGGACAACUCCGGGAAGACUACCAUCGUCUUGAAGGUCAAUGGCGAGGACACCAGCGUCAUCAGCCCCACCUUGGGCUUCAAUAUCAAGACCAUCAAGUACCAAAAGUACUCCCUCAACAUAUGGGAUGUUGGCGGUCAGAAAACUAUUAGGUCCUACUGGCGGAACUACUUCGAGCAGACGGAUGGCCUGGUGUGGGUCGUUGAUAGCUCUGAUGUGCGGAGAAUGGAUGAUUGCAGGUCGGAGCUUGAGAAUCUCUUGAAAGAAGAGAGGCUAUCAGGGGCAUCUUUGUUGAUCUUUGCAAAUAAGCAGGAUAUCCAAGGUGCUCUCAAGCCAGCAGAUAUAGUCAAAGUGCUAAAUUUAGAUGCCAUGGACAAAACCAGGCAUUGGCAAAUUGUGGGAUGUAGUGCCUAUACCGGGGAAGGUUUGCUCAGGGGAUUUGAUUGGCUGGUGCAAGAUAUUGCUUCUCGGAUAUAUAUGCUCGACUGAGAAUGAUAUAUGGAUUGUGUUACGAUAUGGCAGGAUAAAAUCUUCGACAAAAUCCCUAUUCUUCAAGCAAUCCUACGUAUGCUCUGAGAGUUGGACCACCGAUAUUUUAAUCAAAGAUGAUGACAUCUUUACAUUUUCUUUUCUUUGAUAUUUGUGCAACAAACUAUGGUGCCAUCAUCAUGACACUUGAGCAAAAUGGCCUUCAGUAUUUUCUUGUAUUUGCUUUGGAGAUGAUAUCAUGAUAAUGAAAGGUUGGUAUUGUGUGUGGUCUUCUUGAAA